Molecule: messenger RNA, 843 nt
Organism: Fraxinus pennsylvanica
Lineage: Eukaryota; Viridiplantae; Streptophyta; Magnoliopsida; Lamiales; Oleaceae
Source: the annotation of a GenBank genome assembly
AUGUGGUUGCCAUUACGGAUUUCUGCGAUUACAUUUCAGAUUCACCAUUUCUCUGCAACAACUCUCAGAAAUCAGUUGAAAAAGGAGCAUGACGAGAUCUCAAAGCCUCUUUCGUUUGAACUUCCUAUUACUGGUGAUUUUGAUGAGUUUCAGAAAGAAGCUAUCCAAAUGGUGAAGCCAGCAAAGGGAACCACUACCCUAGCUUUUAUAUUCAAGGAAGGCGUUAUGGUUGCUGCUGAUUCACGUGCUAGCAUGGGAGGAUAUAUAUCAUCACAAACUGUUAAGAAAAUCAUUGAAAUUAAUCCAUACAUGCUUGGCACAAUGGCUGGAGGAGCUGCUGACUGCCAGUUCUGGCACAGGAAUCUGGGUGUUAAGUGUCGAUUGCACGAACUGGCAAAUAAGAGAAGAAUAUCCGUAACUGGAGCCUCAAAGUUGCUGGCUAACAUUCUCUAUUCUUAUCGGGGAAUGGGUUUAUCUGUUGGAACUAUGAUAGCUGGCUGGGAUGAGAAGGGUCCUGGCCUGUAUUAUGUGGACAGUGAAGGAGGAAGGCUGAAAGGAACUAGAUUCUCUGUUGGAUCUGGUUCGCCAUAUGCUUACGGUGUUUUGGACAGUGGCUACCAUUAUGAUAUGUCUGUUGAAGAAGCUGCAGAGUUGGCAAGACGAGCUAUUUACCAUGCAACAUUCCGUGAUGGAGCCAGUGGUGGCAUUGCCAGUGUUUAUCACGUUGGACCAAAUGGAUGGACAAAGCUAUCUGGCGAUGAUGUUGGAGAACUUCACUACAAAUACUAUCCAGUCGAAACAGAAGUUGUAGAGCAUGAGAUGGCUGAAUUGUCAGUGGCCUGA